Molecule: messenger RNA, 879 nt
Organism: Penicilliopsis zonata CBS 506.65
Lineage: Eukaryota; Fungi; Ascomycota; Eurotiomycetes; Eurotiales; Aspergillaceae
Exons: 3
Coding region: 86-541 (151 amino acids)
Biological process (GO): intracellular protein transport
Cellular component (GO): mitochondrial outer membrane
Source: RefSeq, a predicted model, not a curated record
CCAUACUAGAUACAUAUUUUGUUUAUUUAUCUAUUUCUUUUUAAUCUAUUAAAAGCUCUGAUCCUGUCAGCUCCAUCCCGUCAAAAUGGUUCAGCUCACUGAAGUCGAAGACGAACACUUCAACGAGAAGCCUCUCCCCAGCAAGAACAACAUCCUCCUUGCCUCGGAUGACGAGGAUGAGGAUUACACGGAUACUGAGUCUGAGAUCUCCAACGACGAAGAAUUCGAACUUGAAACCGAGACUCUCUACGAACGUAUCGCGGCCUUGAAGGACAUUAUCCCCCCCUCCGCCCGCCGCCAAGUCAACAGCUCCGUUUCCACCGUCACCUCCUUCGCCAAAUCCAGUCUGUCCUUCAGCGGCAAGGCGCUGUGGAUUCUGAGCACAAGCGCUUUCCUGCUUGGUGUUCCUUGGGCCCUGGCCUACGCUGAAGAGGAGCAGUACAUUCAGAUGGAGAGAGAGCAGGGGAUGAUCCGGGGUGCCAACGAGAUGCUCUCCCCCGGUCUUGCUGCGGAGAACAAGGAAACCCAACCCACGCUUUAAAGCGAGUCCGGAGUAAACGGGUCACGCUCCACCCUUCACGAUCUGUAACGCAUCCUACUGAUCGCCUUGAGGCACUGGAUCACGCCUCUAUAAACCGGUCUCGAUCCUGUUUUUUUUUCCAUCACCGACUCACAUCAUUUUGUAUAAAAAAGGGGAGGGGAGGGGGCAACCAUAAGUUUUUUUUUCGAUUUAAUCUCGGCUUGGCGCAGUAUCUGGCUUCCAUCUCCGGUUCAGAUAAAAAACUGCAUCUUCUCCCCUCUUCGCAUGAUUGGAUUUGUUUUCCUUCUCUUUCGAAUCUUGUUUUUUAUUCUUAUUUUUUUCGGCUCGGGCAGCUCAUG